Messenger RNA from Pseudozyma hubeiensis SY62, 288 nucleotides. RefSeq lists its product as hypothetical. Bases 1 to 288 code for a protein of 95 amino acids. The record is from RefSeq and is a predicted model, not a curated record. NCBI's taxonomy places the organism in Eukaryota, Fungi, Basidiomycota, Ustilaginomycetes, Ustilaginales, Ustilaginaceae. The transcript has 2 exons.
AUGUCAACGUUAUACCAAACAAAGUGCCCGCAGGUGUCACUUGGUGCCAACGCGCCAGGCAAGAGCAGCGGAGACAACGGGCGAGUUGAGCCAACAAUGAAAGCGACGGCAGAACGGGAAGGCUUCCGCUUUCUGCGAAGUGAACAUGAUUUUUGGUUGUGUCUCUCUUUUAUGGCUGUGAGUCGUCGACGGUGGUGGUGGUGGCGACGCCGUCGGGUCUGGCCUAUCGUGGCGGUGGCAAGAUUCGGCUUCGGAAAGCGUUGUGCUGCUGCAGAGCGGCGGCUGUAG